AUGAGCGUCGACGUGUUUGGUCACACUCUGGAACAAGUCAAUAGCAGACCAGGUCCUCCCGGUAUCGGCUUCCAAUUGACAGCAGACGGUCAGUACGAUCUGCAAAAUAAGAGAUUGUGCAACCUUUCGGAGCCUCAGGAGUCGAGCGAUGCAGUCAACCUCGACAUCUUGCAACGCUCGCUUCAUUCUGAAGUACGCAGUGUGUACGAGGUUACAGCUCUCUUGAGAAAGGACCUCGACGAUGCAAAAUUAGAGCUACAAAUUUUCAAAGACCAGAGUGCAGAGAAAGUGAAGAAAAUUGACGUGGCUAUCGAGGAAUUGCAAACGCUGACACAUCGGGGAAUAGUAGAGGAAAUUCAUAAGCCAGCACGACGCAACUAUCCCAGACGAAAGUUUAACGUACGAGGAUUGGAUGAGACUUGGCAAGCUGAUCUCGUGGAGAUGCAACCCUACGCUCGAGUGAACAAAGGCUUCAGAUACUUGCUGACCAUCGUGGAUGUAUUUUCCAAGUCUGCGUGGGCUGUUCCAGUCAAGCGAAAAUUCAGAGAAGAAGUCACUGCAGCGAUGAAGUCUGUACUGCAUCAAGGACGAGUACCUACAAAUUUGCAGACAGAUCGAGACAAGGAGUUCUACAACAAGAGUUUCCAGAAUCUCAUGAAGUUCUACAACAUCAAUCUCUACUCCACAUACAGCAAUCUCAAAGCUUCGAUUUGUGAACGCUUCAAUCGGACUCUCAAGAACAAGAUGUGGAUACAGUUCAGCUUACGAGGAAACUACAAGUGGCUCGACAUCUUGCCCGAUCUCAUAGCAAAGUACAACGAUACCAAGCAUCGAACUAUCGGUAUAAAACCCAACGAAGUCUCCAACCAUCGAGCCCAAGUUUUGAAACGAUUUCGUAAAAAGUCCGGAGUAACGAAGAAAAAGCAGAAGUUCAAGGUUGGCGACAAAGUACGAGUGAGCAACGCCAAGCAAGUGUUCGAUAAAGGAUACACACCCAACUGGUCCACGGAGAUAUUCACAGUCAGCCACGUGAUUCCUAACAAUCCAGUGACUUACAAGUUGAAGGACUAUCGAGACGAGCCCAUAGCUGGUGGAUUCUACGAACAAGAACUCUCGAAGACCAAGUAUCCCGACGUAUACCUCGUGGAGAAAGUCUUGAAGAGACGAGGAAAUCAAGUCUAUGUCAAGUGGCUGGGGUUCGAUAGCACUCACAACAGCUGGACUGACAAAUCAUCGGUGUAAAAAAUAGGACUGAAAUAAAGAAUUUUUUUUUAAAACUUAUAUGAUAGUGUUAUUUCUAAUCCUAAAUUUGUUUAGAGAUGGUGAGAGCCCCCACCUUCGCUCUGACCUGUGAGGUACUUCCAGUUCA
Messenger RNA from Nasonia vitripennis (jewel wasp), 1369 nucleotides. RefSeq lists its product as uncharacterized. Gene Ontology annotation, biological process: DNA integration. NCBI's taxonomy places the organism in Eukaryota, Metazoa, Arthropoda, Insecta, Hymenoptera, Pteromalidae. Gene Ontology annotation, molecular function: nucleic acid binding. The transcript has 2 exons. The coding region runs from base 1 to 1242 and encodes 413 amino acids. The record is from RefSeq and is a predicted model, not a curated record.